Molecule: messenger RNA, 303 nt
Organism: Dicrocoelium dendriticum
Lineage: Eukaryota; Metazoa; Platyhelminthes; Trematoda; Plagiorchiida; Dicrocoeliidae
Source: the annotation of a GenBank genome assembly
AUGGGAAAGACCCGGUUUGUUUAUAUCCGUGAUUUACCCGCUAAGUGUCAGGACUAUGAACUCCGUACUGCAUUCGAGCGCCACGGCAUCGUACAGGAUGUUCGGAUAUUGAAAGACGGUCCUCUUCGAUAUGGUGUCGUGUCGUACACGGACGUCAAGUCGGCGGCGCAGGCUGUCAACGCCAAUAUAAAAUUGAAUGAUGUGCCUAUCCAGGUGGAAUACUGUGACUCAUCCGAUAUCUCGGGAAUUAUUUUCAAACUUCGCAGAUCAUCCACACGCGCUGGACGCACAAAUUUUCUUUGA